Drosophila obscura is the source of this 1546-nucleotide messenger RNA. RefSeq names its product UDP-glucuronic acid decarboxylase 1 (gene Uxs). The transcript has 2 exons. Gene Ontology annotation, molecular function: UDP-glucuronate decarboxylase activity; NAD+ binding. NCBI's taxonomy places the organism in Eukaryota, Metazoa, Arthropoda, Insecta, Diptera, Drosophilidae. Gene Ontology annotation, cellular component: cytoplasm. Gene Ontology annotation, biological process: D-xylose metabolic process. The record is from RefSeq and is a predicted model, not a curated record. The coding region runs from base 150 to 1526 and encodes 458 amino acids.
AGUCCGGUCGGUAUUUUUGCAAACCUAUCGAUUCGGUGCCUGAUAACAUUGUCUAAAUUGUUUAUACAGUUUAAUAAGAAUGCAAUGUGGCGAUUGCAAUCGCUGAUAAGCAUUGGCAAGCAGUCUAGUUCUCACAAAGCAUCGUCACGAUGAUGACGGCAACAAAGAAGCGCCUUAAAAUAGUGGCCGCAACAUCGUUCUCCCUGCUGUUGGUCGUCUACUUGUACAGAGCGAUCAGUGGUGCCGCCUCCACCGUGGGAAUGCCUGCUGGUGGGGUGGCGGUGGGACUGGGACGGCUGUCCAGACCCAUUGAGGAGGAGCAGCAGGGCCAGUGGCCACCCACGGAAGAUGCUGUGCAGAGGAGCCUGCAGAAUGCCUACGAAGCCCACAGUUCCCUUAUCACAGAGCAGCGGGCGGAGCUGCAGCGCACCAAAGAGCAAUUGGCCCAGUUAGAGGAACAAAUCCGUUCGCUCCAGGCCAGCACGCCCCGCAAAUAUCCCAAAGUCAAAUACCUAAACUACAAGAACCGCAAGAGAAUUCUCAUCACCGGAGGAGCCGGCUUUGUGGGCUCCCAUCUCGUCGAUGAUCUGAUGAUCCAGGGACACGAAGUGAUUGUGGUGGACAACUUCUUCACCGGCCGCAAGCGAAAUGUGGCCCACUGGCUGGGACACGAGAACUUUGAGCUCAUCCACCAUGACAUUGUCAAUCCGCUGUUCAUUGAGAUUGACGAGAUCUACCACCUGGCCUCGCCGGCCUCCCCACCGCACUACAUGUACAAUCCGGUGAAGACAAUCAAGACAAACACCAUGGGCACCAUCAACGUACUGGGUCUGGCCAAGCGGGUGAUGGCCAAGGUUCUGAUUGCCAGCACCUCGGAAGUGUACGGCGAUCCGACAGUUCAUCCGCAGCCGGAGACCUACUGGGGCCAUGUGAAUCCAAUUGGACCACGCGCCUGCUAUGACGAGGGCAAGCGUGUCUCCGAGACCCUGAGCUAUGCGUACGCCAAACAGGAAAAAGUGCAAGUUCGGGUGGCGCGCAUCUUCAAUACGUACGGACCGAGGAUGCACAUGAACGAUGGCCGUGUGGUGUCCAAUUUCAUCCUGCAGGCUCUGCGCAACGAGACCAUCACCGUCUAUGGCAAUGGCCGGCAGACGCGCUCCUUCCAGUACGUUUCGGAUCUGGUUGAUGGGAUGAUUGCCCUGAUGGCAUCCAACUACACGCAGCCGGUGAACCUGGGCAAUCCCGUGGAGCAGAGCAUCGAAGAGUUUGCCCAAAUCAUCAAGCAAUUGGUGGGCGGACCGAGUGUGAUCAAGCAGACGAAAGCCGUCGAGGAUGAUCCCCAACGACGCAAGCCGGACAUAACACGGGCCCGCCACUAUCUGAAGUGGGAGCCAAAGGUUCCGCUCGAAAAGGGUCUGCGGCAGACCAUCUCCUAUUUUCGCAACGAACUGGCGCGCAGCGAUCGGUUCCAGGAGAGCUCCAACAAGUACUUUGAUUCGCCCGACUUGCACCGAAGUCGGCCCUAAAUAUAUAUACUAGAUCUGUA